GGCAGCUAGACACACUAGCUGGAGCCGGUGUGUGUGUUUCGGUGUCGCGGUAUCGCGCGUCUUCCGUCCCCGUUGAUGCUGUUAAUGUCAGAGAAGGAACAGCAUUUUGACACAUGAGUUUUUAAACCCCGGUGCUAAAACCAUACCGGCUGGAUGAGUGGGCCAACCUUCACCCCCCCGACUGCAGAGGUGGCUGAGAUGAACCGCAUCCAUUAUGAGUUGGAGUACACGGAAGGCAUCAGCCAGCGGAUGCGAAUCCCUGAGACGCUCAAGGUGGCCUCUGAGAACCAAACGGGGUCCCUUCCACUUCAGCAGCCCCUGCUCGCUCACACGACUCUAAUGCAGGUUCCUGAGAGGAUUGUUGUUGCAGGUGAUGAUGGGGACCCUCGAUUUGCUCGUCCAAGAGACUUGGACCUGAUUCAGUCCGUCCCUCCCAUGGACCUCCUGAACAUGAAGGCCCCGCCGCAAGUCCUCACCCUUACAGAACAGCCACUGGACUCCCUUGAGACUGACCAAGCUGCCUCUUCACAGAGCAAGCCCAGCCAGGUGGCCCAGUUUCAUGCUCGCUCUCGAAGAGAACGCAGUGCGAGUGAGAACAUAUCUGGCCGCCACAGCAGUCAGAUCAGCAGAGGUGAUAUAAGUGUAACCCCUUCCCCUUCUGCCCCCCCAGUCCGCUUGUGUCCCCCCCUCUGUUCCCCUGAGGAUGCGAGCAUCAACCUGUUCACAGCUGCGGGGUUCCUAUCUUAUAUCCAGUCAACAACACGCCGAGCGUACCAGCAGGUCCUUGAAGUCCUGGAUGACAGCCACCGCAGGACGCACCUGGACUUGGCCCUGGAUAUAAACCCUGAUGAGUCUGGCUUGGUGGAUGCAUCCUCACUACGACGACAGAUUGUGAAGCUGAACCGGCGUCUGCAGCUGCUGGAGGAAGAAAACAAAGAGCGUUCCAAGCGAGAGGUGAUCCUGUAUUCUGCUACUGUGGCGUUCUGGCUUAUUAACACGUGGAUAUGGUUCCGUCGCUGAGGUGGGACGAAACCGAGCCUCCCAGAACAGUGGAAGCCAAAGCAAUUCCUUGUUAAAGGUGCAACCAAUUAAAAUAUGUGUCAUGACAGGAAACUAUAACAGCCAUGACCAUGUCUUAAACCGAAACCAGUUAUGUUUUUAUAGCAAAUUCUAUAUUGAGAUUUGACUUACAUAUUUCAAGCUUAACACUGUCAAGGUAAGACCUGAGCCAGCGUACAUAAUAUUUAGUAUAUCUACUCAGUGUUACAGUUUUCCACACUGGCAGACUCUAACUUCAGGCCUGGUAACAGAGUGAUUUUGGUGAGGUGUCCCCACAGCACUCAAAUUAAGAGUAAAGCUAAAGGUAGCAGACUUCACAUUUCAGUUUCAUCUAUGUAUCUUACUCCUGUAUAAACUGGCAAACAACAAGCUGGAUAAAACACAAUGACAAUACAACUGACAGUUUCCAAAAUGUUUGCAUCUGCUUUGAUGUAGUAAGCAGUUCUUUGCUAUGUUGUAGCCACAACAAAUACUAGCUACCUUAUUAGGCUAAAACUAGCUACAGCAUCAGUUGCUGUCCAACGAAUAUAAUGUCAACCCUAAAUCAGUUGAGGUUUGAGUCUGAAAAUUCCUCCAUCUUUCAGAUGCUCCUUUCAAAUACUUACUUGGGUGUAGGAGAAGUUAAAUUUCCCACAGAUUAUAUAGAGACUACUUUACAGCAGCAAAGGAGUGCCUGGCAUGAAUCAGCAAAAAACUGCAAAUCCUUAUUGAUAUAUUACGGAUAUUUUGUGCAAAGAGCUAGGAAAAUGUUGCUGACUGCACCUUUGAGCUUCAUAAAUCCUUUGCACAGCAACAACAGAUGAUGCAGUGAUGUUUACUGUCAUUCAUCUUAGUGAGAGUAAACAAAGUUUGUGAUUGAAACUUUUUAGCCUCAGGAGAAGAAUGAUUAGAGGGGAAACAACAAUUUACUUUACAAAUGUUUUGGGAACCAAGCCCAGAGCUGGGACUAUAGUUACAGGACCAAACCUCAGACCUGACCUGUCUUUUCUGUUCGAAGUCUAAAUUCAUCAGUUUGGUCAAAUAUUACCAUUCUUAAAGUGUCAGUAAGAUGACCUAAUCUAGAGAUGCCAUAACCUUGACCCUGAAUGUUCUUUGAGUUCCUCAUUACCCAAAACAUCUGUGUACAGUACUUAAAUAGCCUGUUGUUGAAAUAUUGUAGUUGAUCCUUAAUAUUUUUUGUACCUCUCUGGCAGUCACAUGUCAGUGAUUGUGAUAUGAGCCUGAUGCAGUGGCAACAAAACUACUAAAGGGAUGGUACUGGGGGUGUUAUUUGUGAAUGAAUAAUGUCCUGCCAUGCUGUUUAUACAGUUACAGCUUGUUUUUCCAGAUAAUUUGACCACUCAUGAUUUCCACUGUUACCUACAAGACUAAAAAAAAAGCAUGGACUAUGUGUUUUUAUCCGUCAUAGAGUGUGAUAUAAAUCUUAGUGCUACUGUGUGUAUGAUCAUGUGUAAUAGAGGAAUAUGUAUAUGAAAUAUUGAUGUCAUUAUUUUUGAAUAAGAACAUGUAAUUUCAAGGAGAUUUAUUUAUCACACAUGCAGAGGCAUCGGCAAAACCUUGCAAUGUGAUGGGGUUUUUUUUUUCGUUUUGCACUGUAAUUAUCACAUAAAGCUUGUUUUAAGUUAUAUAUCUUAGUUUCUUUGUAGAAUAUGGAUACAUUCAUUGUAUUUGUAAAUACUUUUGCUGUAAUAAAUGAUGAAUGUUCAUUUCA
Xiphias gladius (swordfish) is the source of this 2770-nucleotide messenger RNA. Its product is annotated as mitochondrial fission factor homolog A-like. Gene Ontology annotation, cellular component: mitochondrial outer membrane; peroxisome. The coding region runs from base 154 to 1020 and encodes 288 amino acids. Gene Ontology annotation, biological process: positive regulation of mitochondrial fission. The record is from RefSeq and is a predicted model, not a curated record. The transcript has 7 exons. Lineage: Eukaryota; Metazoa; Chordata; Actinopteri; Istiophoriformes; Xiphiidae.